AUGUGGAUCACUCUUCUCAUUCCUCGCAUCGAGGACGGAAACAACUUUGGAGUCUCUAUACAAGAGGAGACCCUUGGGGAGGUGCGAAACGUCGAAAGCGAAGCAGCUUCGUUCCUUGAUCAGAUGAGCAGAUAUUUCACAAGUAGGGCUAAAUUGCUCACAAAGAUUGCGAAGUAUCCGCACGUUGAUGACUACAGAAGAGCCAUUCUUGACAUGGACGAGAAACAGUUCAUUAACAUAAGGUACAUCUUCCUUCUCAUUUUCCUAUGUGAUAGUGCUCGAUCUAGAUUGGUCGUUCUCGAGAUGCGAAAUCAUUUUUCCACACUAUAUGACAUCAUCACGAAAAACAUCGAAAAGAUCAAGAAGCCUCGAAACAGUAACAUGGACAUGCUGUAUUAG
Molecule: messenger RNA, 399 nt
Organism: Cylicostephanus goldi
Lineage: Eukaryota; Metazoa; Nematoda; Chromadorea; Rhabditida; Strongylidae
Source: the annotation of a GenBank genome assembly